AAGUGAAAACUGUAGGCCAUUCUCUGCUGUCAGUAGAUUCUCUAUCUCGGUUAAAUAGCCUUCGUAUCGAUUGAUUAGCUUCUUCUUCUUCUUCCACUCUCUGGAAACAGCGCAAUCUCCAGAUGGCAUCGUUUCGAGACUCCAACUGGAUCAUAACGCACUGUUGCUGUGUAAUUACACAUUUAGUGCUGGUUCUGGCCAGCUUCAUCGCCUUUGGUUACUAUGUUUUCGCUACCGAUAAACAUGCGAUGGGUUCAAACGUUUCGUGGGCAUCACUCGCCAUCGGCUCAUUCGGCCUAGGAAGCAAUUUGGUACUGUUCGGCAGCCUGCUGUACGUCGAGCAGGAAUUCAGCAGUAUCACGAUCGAGGAGCAAUUCUACCUGAAGCGCUCCGCGUCAUUACUCGGCUUCUUACUUAACUCCAUGCUGGCCGGCGGAGAGUCGUAUUCCUCCUACAAGAUGGUGCAGUUGUUGGAAUCACUUCCAGUCCUGGGAACGGCGUGUGUUUUCUCAGCUCUCUCGGCUCUCCUUUCUUUAACUACCAUCUAUGCCGAUGCUACCAAGCUCAGCCGUGACAGGUCUUUCCUGAGUUCUUUAAAGAUCGACUGUUUCGUCUGAUGAAUUCUUUUGUGUACUAUUGUUUUUCCUAUAU
Molecule: messenger RNA, 651 nt
Organism: Pseudovirgaria hyperparasitica
Lineage: Eukaryota; Fungi; Ascomycota; Dothideomycetes; Acrospermales; Acrospermaceae
Exons: 3
Coding region: 123-617 (164 amino acids)
Source: RefSeq, a predicted model, not a curated record